Drosophila willistoni is the source of this 1327-nucleotide messenger RNA. RefSeq names its product zinc carboxypeptidase A 1. Gene Ontology annotation, biological process: proteolysis. The transcript has a single exon. The record is from RefSeq and is a predicted model, not a curated record. NCBI's taxonomy places the organism in Eukaryota, Metazoa, Arthropoda, Insecta, Diptera, Drosophilidae. Gene Ontology annotation, molecular function: metallocarboxypeptidase activity; zinc ion binding. The coding region runs from base 10 to 1290 and encodes 426 amino acids.
ACGGCAGUCAUGUCGCUGAAUAAGUCUCUAGUUUUGGCCCUUUUGGGUCUUCUGUUCGUGGUUGCCGGUGGACAAGCGGAACGUGCUCGCUAUGAUAAUUACCGUGCCUACAAGGUGAAUACCGACAAUGCCCAGCAAUUGGCUGUACUCAAGGAUUUGGAGAGUUCCAGUGAUUCUAUAAUUUUCCUUGAUGGUGUUCACAUUGUUGGAGCCGAUGUCCAAAUAGUUGUGGCCCCCCACAAGGUGCCCGAUCUAUUGGACAUUUUGGGAAAAUCAGAAAUCAAAUAUGAACUGGUGACCAAGGAUUUGCAGACAUAUCUGGAUGAGACUGACGAGAAGGUGGCCAUUAAGGGACGUGCCGUUAGCGACUACAACUGGGCUCAGUACUACGAAUUGGAUGAUACCUACACCUGGUUGCAAUAUCUGGCUGCCAAUAAUCCCGGAGUGGUUACCCUAAUUGAGGGUGGCAAAUCCUAUCAGGGACGUUCGAUUUUGGGUGUGCAGAUUGCCAAGGGUGGCAGCAACAAGCCAGGUAUUUUCCUAGAGGCUGGCAUACAUGCGCGUGAAUGGAUUGCCCCAGCUGCAGCCACCUAUAUCAUCAAUCAACUUUUGACCUCCACCGAUGCCAACGUUAAGGCAUUGGCUGAGAACUAUGUCUGGUAUAUUAUGCCUCAUGCCAAUCCCGAUGGUUAUGUUUACACCCAUACCACUGAUCGUUUGUGGCGUAAGACUCGUACACCCUAUGGUAGCUGUUAUGGUGCCGAUCCCAACCGUAACUGGGCCUUCCAUUGGAAUGAAGUGGGUGCCAGUAGCAAUGCUUGCUCCGAUACCUAUGCUGGUCCAUCGGCCUUCUCGGAAAUCGAAACAUUGUCGCUAUCUAAGUACAUUGCCUCGCUCAAGGGCAAAAUUCAAUUGUACAUCUCCCUACACGCCUACUCCCAGUACUUGUUGUAUCCCUAUGGACACACCUCCGAUUUGCCCGACAAUGUGGCCGAUUUCCAGAAGGUAUUCGAUGCCUCAAUUGCUGCUGUUAACAAACGCUAUGGCACCAAGUACACUGGUGGAAAUAUCUAUGAUGCUAUCUAUCCAGCUGCUGGAGCUAGUGUCGAUUGGGCUUAUGGUGAACAGGAUGUGCGCAUGUCCUUCUGCUAUGAAUUGCGUCCAUCUUCCAAUUCUAUUCUAACUGGUUUCAGGCUGCCAGCUGAACAAAUUAUUCCUGCCAGCGAAGAGCUCUUGGAUUCUAUCAUUGCCAUGGCCGGUGAGGUCAAGACUUUGGGAUAUUUCGAUUAAAUUAAAAUCAAUCAAUACUUACAUUUUGAUGGCAUAA